This is a messenger RNA of Schistosoma rodhaini, 4620 nucleotides long. The record is from the annotation of a GenBank genome assembly. Lineage: Eukaryota; Metazoa; Platyhelminthes; Trematoda; Strigeidida; Schistosomatidae.
GUUACCCCUCGUGGAGGAGCAUAGACCGCCCACCAACAUUCUCCAUCCAGAAAGAAGAAAAGCAAAAACAAAAAAAAUUUUUUUGGUAUUUUUUGUUUCCCCCCAUAAUGGAUUUAAUGUACAUGAAUGUUCAUAGAAAAUUAUUUGAUUCUUAUUCUAUAAUCUUUUUAUUAUUAUUCAUAAUACAUAUACAUUUAUCAUUAAUUAACUGUAAUAAGUUUCAUUAUACUAAUUGGAAUGAAUAUGUAAAUCCAUAUAAUCAAGAUAAUAAUAAAAAUAUACAUUUUAUAAGAAAUUAUUAUUAUAAUCAACGUCAUAAUCGAAAUGUAUACAGGAAUAAUGAGCAAACACAAUUUCCUCCUCCUCCUCCUCCUCCUCCUAAUAAUAAUAAUAAUAAUAAUAAUAAUAAUAAUAAUAAUAAUAAUAAUAAUAAUAAUAAUCAACGUUCAUCAUAUAGAAGUUCACCUACUUAUCAAAAUUCUCAUUUACAACAGUCGAAUAAAUAUCGAUUUCAAAGACGUCUAGUACCGUAUUCAAGAAAUAUAGAAUCUGUAAAUCCUUAUCAUUCAUAUUCAUCAAGAAAAUAUUCACAUGAAUGGUGGAAGAAACAUUCUCCAUCUGGUAACUAUCCUAAUAGAUAUAUUGAUUAUGGAAGAAGAAAUCAAACACAAGCAGAUCGCGAAGUAAAUGAUUAUGUAAGAAUUUAUUCGUCAGAUAGUCCAAUUGAAUAUGGUAAUGCAAGGCCUGAAAAUUAUUUUGAGAGAGUUAUAACUUUAUCACAUCCUAACGAUCGUGUUUGGAAUGAGAAAGAACAAUAUUGGGGUUAUGCACCAAAUUCAUAUAGUACACAACAAGGAGCUGAAAUUUCUACUUUUUUGUGGUCACAAAGUGCCAGACAAUUUGAUGAAUGCAUACCACCGUUUUGUAUUCCUGCUCAAUGUGAUUAUUAUACAGAUGGUCGACCAAUUUGCACACAAAAUCUUCCGUGUUUAGGCUCUACUCCAUGUUAUCAAAACGAUCCAUCAUGUCGACAAUCAAACUAUGGUGUAAACUGUAAUGUAAUGAAUUCAACAGUUUGUAAGCAAAUGUGGAAUUUGCAAUGCAGUUUUGGCUGUGUUAAAAACGGUUCUAAACCUUCGGAUGUAUUAUGCGUGUGCAAUCCGUGGACACUACAAAAUAACGAAUCAUCCUGUGUUUCGGUCGAUCUAGAUAUAUUCAAAUGUCCUUUAGGAUGUAAUGGAAGAGGUCAUUGUGAUCCAAAAACUGGGAAGUGUUUUUGUUAUCCUGGUUUUAAAGGACAUUCCUGUGAAUUGGAAGAUAAUUGUCCAUCAGGUUUAACAGGACCUAACUGUGAGUAUGAUGUUGACGAAUGUCUAAGUGGUAGGAGUGGAUGUGAACAAAGAUGUGUUAAUACUUAUGGCUCGUUUCGGUGCGAGUGCGAAAACGGUUAUGCCGUUGUACCAGACGACCCAAAGAGAUGUAAACCUUCGGAGUGUUUGACAAAAUGUCACUCAGGAAAUGGAAAAUGUGACAAGACAGGUAAAUGCCACUGUUUACCAGGUUAUGUAGGAGAGUGGUGUAAUUUAGACAUUGAUGAAUGUAGAUUAGGAACACACAACUGUGAACAAGUAUGCAUUAAUACUCCUGGAUCCUACCAGUGUGAGUGUCACUCAGGGUACAAACUUAACUUAACUGAUAGAAAAUCAUGCCAUGAAGUCACAUGCAAUCCUAGAUGUACUAUUAAUCAAGGAUUUUGUUCUGACGAUGGAAUAUGUACCUGUCGACCGGGGUUUACCGGGCCAGAUUGUGGUGAAGACAUAGAUGAGUGUAAAAAAGGGACACAUAACUGUUCUCAAAAAUGUAUCAAUACAUAUGGCUCUUUCAAAUGUGAAUGCUUUGAGGGAUAUGAAACACAAAGCGGUAAUGGUGUGAAUUGUAAAUCUAAAUGUUCAGAGAGAUGCAUGUCUAAUAAGGGAAAGUGCGAUGCCACUGGAAAAUGUAUAUGUCGUCGUGGAUUUACAGGUCUUGAUUGUUCUGAAGACAUAAAUGAAUGUGAGUUGAAACCUAAGCCUUGUGUUCAAGGCUGCGUUAAUACGUAUGGGUCAUAUUAUUGUACAUGUGACAAAGGGUAUCACCAAGAUUACAGAGGUCACUGUCUUCCAAACAAAUGUAGUCCUGAAUGUGUUCAUGGACAAGGCGAAUGUACAUCUAAUGGAAAAUGUUUGUGUAAUCCAGGUUUUCGAGGGUUAUCUUGUGAGACAGACGUAGAUGAAUGCUCUGAAGGAAAACAUAAUUGUCAACAGGAAUGUAUCAAUACUCCUGGGUCCUUUAAAUGUUCUUGUCAUUCAGGUUACAAAUUAUCCACUGUAGAUUCAUCAAAAUGUGAACCUAUUUCUUGUCCUUCUCAAUGCAAUUUAAUAGAUGGAGAAUGUGACUGCGAAUGCAAGCUUGGACAUUUUGGACUUAAUUGUAAUCAAACAGUAGAUUCAUGUGCAAUAAAACCAUGUGAUCAAAUUUGUGUGGAUUUAGGUGAUGGGAAGUAUACAUGCAAAUGUAAUGAAGGUUUUGAACCAAGUCCAAAUAAUCCUAGACGAUGUCAGCGUAUAUGUAAAGAUGGUAUAGACUGUAUAUAUGGAAGCUGCCGAACUGUGUUUUCAAAUGACACAGAUCAAUCUUUAUGUACUUGCCUAGAAGGAUUUUACGGAACAAACUGUCAAAACGAUGUAAAUGAAUGCUUAAAUGAGAAUGGUGAAAAACAUUUUUGUGAACAUCAUUGCAUCAAUACAUUAGGAUCAUACCAAUGUUUUUGUGAUCCGGAUUAUGAAUUACAAUCUGAUGGUCGAACAUGUAAAAAACAGGUUAAAAGUGAAAUUAAAUGUCCUGAAUACUGCCUAAAUGGUGCAACUUGUAAAUCAACUGGAGAAUGUGUAUGUCAACCUGGUUAUGAAGGAAUAUAUUGUGAAAAAAUAAAAGAUAUUUGUGCAAUACUUAAGUUAUGUGAUCAACAAUGUUUUCCUAAAGAAGAUGGUACAUAUCAUUGUGGUUGUGAUCCUGACUAUGAACUUCAAGCAGAUGGGCAUAGUUGUGAAUUAAAAUCAUCAUGUAAUUUAAAAUGUCAAAAUAAUGGAAAAUGUUUUAAUGGAAAAUGUAUAUGUACAUCAAAUUUUGAAGGGGAUUAUUGUGAAAAAGAUAAAAAUGAAUGUGAUCAAUCUGUUUUUGAACAUGGUUGUAUUCAUAGAUGUAUUAAUACUUAUGGAUCAUAUGAAUGUAUAUGCCCAGAUGGUUAUCGAAGACUUGCUGAUAAACGUACAUGUGUUAAAGAAGACAAUGUAUCAUGCAAUCCACCCUGUGAAAAUGGUGGUAUUUGUCGACCUGGUAAUCUAUGUGAAUGUACACGUGGCUAUGAAGGUAUACAAUGUGAGCUAGACAUUAAUGAAUGUGUACGCCUUAGACCAUGUGAUCCAGAUUAUGGAAUAUGUGAAAAUACACCUGGUAGUUUCACUUGUCAAUGUGUACCUGGUUAUCAAUUAAUGUAUGAUGGACAACAUUGUAUUGAUAUUGAACGUGCAAAAUCACAUCCAAAUUUAAUAUUCCGUGGUCGUGGUACAAAAGGUGUCUCAAUUGCUACACGUUUAACUAAUACAACUCAUUUAAAUGAAACAAAAUAUUAUCCUCGUAAAUUGAAUAAACGUAAUCUUCAACCUAUCAUCAAAUACUCAUUAAAAUCAACUAAUCUUAGAGAUCAUCAUAGAAACAAUCAUUUUCAUUAUAAAAAUCAACAAUCCUCAUUAUCAUCUAGGUAUCAUUAUAAAAAAUUAACAUUAAAAGGUGAUCCAGAUGUUAUUAUUACUCCUAGAAAUGUUUAAAAAAAUUUAUAUACUACUUAUAUACUUAUUUAAAUUAGUAGUUAUUUAUUAAUCUUUAAAAAAGUAGUAGUAUGAUGUGUUUGACUAUAAAUUUUCUUUGUAUGUUUUCAUUCUAAUCCAUUUCGUUCUUUCAUACAAUCUAUAUAUAUAUAGUCCGAUUUUCAAGGUUUAUAACAAAGAGAUUAACUGACAGUUUGUAUAUUUUAUUGAAUGGGCUAUGAAACUGCAUUAUUAUUAUUAUUACUAUUACUAUUAUUACUAGUACUAUUAUUAUUAUUAUUAUCCCUAUUUACUACUAUAUUCAGAUUAUUCUUUGAUUAUUCUAACUAUAUGCAACAGUUUUGUUUAAAUUCUUUUCUCAUUUAUUGAGUACACUAAUUGUUGAUAAUAUACUACUGAUAAUAUCAGUAGUUUUUUAACUGAAUGAUCUAUAUGUUAUUAUUUUGUCCUACCUCUAAAAAAAAAGAAAGAAAACAUACCGUUACUCUUAUAAUCAUUAAAAUAAAUUAAUCUUUAUCUUGGGAUUACAAUGAUGUGCAUCGGUCUUGUUUUAUGCUAACACUGGAUAUUCUUAGCUUUGGAUCAGUUACUGAUUUGUACGAAAUGACUUAUUAAUAUAUAUAUAUAUAUAUACAGAUAUGGUCAUUUACUGACAAAAUUCAUUCAUGUAUACAUCAAUAUGAUGUUGUUUGGAAGAAAAUUUAGGAUAUACUGCAUUGUUAUGUUUAUUUUAAAUAAAAGAUAAUAAUCAUAA